AUGUCUCGAGCGGUUGUCUCGUUCACUGGGUUUCGAGACCGGGUGUUUGUGGUAAGUCCCACAGUUUAUAAUGGCGUAAUUUUCCCGUUUGACCCGCGCAGACUUAAUUAGACAAUUUUUCUCCUAAAAGGUCUAUCAAAAAACUGGAAAAUUUAUGUCUUCACACACGUUUAUUGUUUGUAAACCAAUGUUACAAACAUUGUGUUUUUAAUCUUGGAAUGUAAAAUUGCUUGGACGUAUACAGAUAUUCCUGGAGCUCAGUGCUGAAUUGCCAUAAAACCAUUAAUAAGCAAGACCGGUCUGUUCAUCGUUUUUCCCGUUUCCGUCAAACUUCACUCACUUUGAUCGUUAUUUCUCGUCCAUAGAAUCAUCUGGCCUCCCUCGUCCAUUGGAUGGGCGGCAGCGUUCGUCGGCGAUUAGACGCUGAUGUGACGCAUCUGGUCGCCUAUCGGUGCGCUGGCGAAAAAGUCCGCAAAGCGGCUCUCACAUCUACGAAUAUCACCACAGUCAACGCUUCCUGGAUUGAGUCUGCCUGGGACUUGCGCAUCUCUAAUCCAUUUUUCGAUUCAACAGAAACUGAGUUCGUGGUAUGUUUGCCGCUUGUCGCAUUUCUGUGGAGGACAUAAUUACCAUCGAAAGGCUUACUGUACACUAUUCCCAUCCCAAUAUGUAGCAUAGAUACUCGCCGUCGUGUUUGCCCUUUGCCCACUUCUCUCAUCUAAAAACAUAGUAGUUCAUCAUGAAUGUCUUAUUUUACCACGCGUCCUUAAAACUACUUAAUUCUACCUUCUAUUUCAGAACAAACAUCGGGCUAAAGUUUUUCAGUCUUGUUGUAUCUUCUUCGUGGGCUUCCCCCAGAAUAGCCGCACAGUAAAGGAGCUAAAGGACCUUGUACAGGAGCACAAUGGUUCCCUGGCAAAUAGUCUGCGUGACGAAUGCCUCACACACGUAAUUGUAUCAGAUGAAUGGCCUGCUACACCAGGGUCUCCGGUAAGCUCUACCAUACACUAACUUAAAGUCUCAUGCAGUAAUUUUUCCCGUUAGAGUUUAUUUGCAUGAAAUUCCCUUACUACACUGAAUCCUGCCCCAUUAAUAGUCAUGCCGUCAAUCCUGGUUCUAGUUUAGAACUAGCACACUGCAUCGGUAACUAUGUUGCAUGAAAUCCUAACAGCCCUUUAGUAGUGUCUCGCACCAUGCAUCAUUUGAGUACUUUUCGGUCAAUACUCACAGCUUCAGUUUGACCGGUUUCGGCAGAUUUAGAGUUUAGCGUUGCAUAUGUUAUGACGUAAGUAUUCGAAGCGGACUUCUGUCGACAGACCGGGCUUCAGGUUCAUGCACUGCCAGCAAAAUAAACGAUAACAUGUUUUGUUAUCGUUACACUUGUAGAAUGUCAGUUUGUGAUUUUGACGCUCGUGACCAGUCCCUCUAGAAUGUGUGACCGUAGCUGUAUUCUUCCAUGGACUCCAUACAAUGCGCUGUGUUUGCGAACAGCAUUCGACAUGGAGUCAGUAUGUGCGGUCUUUCAGGGCUUGAAUAAGUGUGGUUGAGGCAUGGUGAGCACGAGUGAAAAUGAUAGGUGUCUGCUGUCAGUAUGAUAGAAUACGUCUCAACUGAGCCCACGCAGUCUGCCCAGUUGUGUGUGUCUGGAUUGACGGACUAGCGGACCGAGAGCCAGGCUGAAGCGGCUCCUUUACCUGACCUAUAGCACUCACGCAUGUGAGAUGUAUGCCGCCCAACCCCCGUUGUGUGAAACCCGAGUGCUUGUGUCUGGGGUGCCUGGUCGUGCAUGUGGCGCGCGCAGACAAGGUCACCAGAUAUUGUCCCUUUUUAAUUUCCUCAGAAAUUAUCUACGAACUUGGAGUAGUUCAUUUUACUCAAGAGGCACAGACAAGAUAUGUCAGUCACCGCGCCCAUUCGGCGCACCUGUCAACUGACCGGUCCGGACAGUGACUGAGAUCUGGGAAUGGGAAGGCGGAGUGCGGUCGACGAAUCAGCGCAUUUUCCUCACUAUAAACAAUCUGACGCGCUUGGAGCUAUCAUGGUGCGCUAAAAGCCGUGGCUUGAAAGUUUGCCAACUAACGGGAUAACUUGGACCUCGCAGUCGGCCCAGCGUUGUGUGUGUUUGCGUGGCGUGGCCGGCUGGUGGUCUGAGAGUCAGGCUGCAAUGUAUCCUUCUUAACGUGGCCUCUAUGACACUCCCACCCCGUGGGAUCCGAGCCAGGCGUGGAUGCACGUCUAGGUGCAGCUUCGGCUGCGCCAGCCCCUUUUGUUGUUGGUUAGAAUCCUGGUCAUUUGCUGUGUUGACAAGGAGUUGUGGAGUGGAGCGCCAGGGUGCGCGCUCGACCGUGCCAUCCACCUGCGCUCUCCCCCGUCUCCGAUCUUAUUGACUGUCUUGACGUCGGAUCCAGCUGAGGGAGGAGAGAGCGAGGUAAAUGCUGCGAAAGUUUACAUUCACCAUAGACUAAAUCGCGCGCAAGUCAUCGUCCCUGCUCCACCUUGCUGUUUGCCUCCUCGGAAACGACGGUCGAGCUGUCGUGUAUCCUAAAUUGUCCUUCACAAAGCUCGUAAGUGCGUGUGUUUAUAAUCCUCUUGAAUCUGGAUAUCAAAAGCCGGUCUCUGUGUCAGUAGCUGAUAACUGUGCGUGGUUCACAUGACCGAGCGCUAAUGAAUAGAGGGAAGCUCGGUCACAGAAAGUGUCGGUAAACAUCGUCGGAUGCGACGGUCGAACUGUUAUACCCGACCAUGCCAUUGGACAUCUCUUGAUGCCUACCUCCGACUUAUCAUCUUAUUAACACCGGGAACCCACAGCUUUAGCAUCGCUUGCCGUCACUCGGCUCAAACCCGUGCAGCGCGUGUGCACUUAAGUUAACACUCUCACGCCUUAGCCGAACACGAGCAAUGUGCAGGUGCGGAGGUUGCUACUCUGCUGGACUACUGGCUGAACUCCCAACGGCCUUUGAACCUUUGGGCGUGCGCACAUUCCAGCAGGACACCCGGGAAUUUGUCGCUAUCAGCGUAUGCCUUUUUGCACAGUAUUAUUUCCGUUGGUAGACUUUGCAUAUAACUGACUUGCCCUUGACAUUGCUACAGUUUUAUGCUCAGGACAAUCGCCGCUUUCAGCGGUUUCAAGACAGCAGCAGCAGCAAUGGGAACUUGUACGUUCUGGGCCUGGAGUCUAUCCAAAUCCUGUAUCCAUGCCUUUUGUAGGAUAUGAGCGACCUGAUCGUCAGCUCACCAAAUACAAAUGUCCAGGAGUCCGAUGCCGACGCCACUCAGAAUCUGUGCUCUGAGCUAAAGGAGGUCUCAUUCCGGGUGCCUGUCCUGCGUCUUGAUUGGUUCUGGAAGUCCCUUCAGUGCACUUACAUUUGCCACCCGCGUGAUUAUCUUUGUGUACCCGCCGAUCCCCAGCCCUCAACCACGCUACAAUUGGAGAGCCAAUUUGGUCCUACCCUGUCGCCUCGUUCCUCGGUAGACCCCUUCUCUCCACCCAGCACAAAUCUUCGAUCCUCUAGCUCCCCCACGGACGUUUUGCUUCCUGAGGCUGGGAAGGAGAAUAUGGAUCCACACAAGGAGGAGAACUCGCAAUUCCACGGCUACUCCACUGGCGAUCUGCCUACCGCAGGUUCCCUAUCAAAAUUCUUCAUCUCACCCGCUAACUCCCCUCUAAGGAAUUCUAUCCCGUCAAAACGUUUGCUGACAAAGGCUGUGAUUACUUAAGUCUGAGACAGGUGUUUCUCGUCUACAUCAGAAAAAUAUGAUAAUCACUAUGUGCCCACUGAGGCGUGAACAAGCUGAUACAGUCUUCCUUUUGAGAUAAAGGACUGCAGAACUCUAAAAUUGUUGCACAUUCAAAAAGUCGGUAGUUUAUAUGAACUUGCAUUUGACAACGAUUCAGUGUGACGGGACUAUAGAGCAAGGAAAGUAAGGUUUCUGCUGUCAGAAGGCGCCUGAGUCCUCCAGAUUUGUCUGAAGGCGACUUUUGAUAAUAGCUUAGGAAGCAGACGGUUUAAGCCUGAAUUGCCCAGAGCUCUUUCAUCGCCAAAUGCUGAAAACGAGCACAACAAUGCUAUUAUGAAGCCUUGAAAAAACUACUUAACCACUGUGAUGUACCUUUGAAAUCUGCGUAUUGCUCUAAGCCGGAGGUACAACCUUACUCUUCCGAUUAGGAUGCAGUUUUGACACGUUUUGCGAUAAUAUACUGGCAAACCUGAAUCGCCACCCAAAUAAGAUCAUAAACGAGGUUGAAUGGAAACUUGAAGUCUUCCGUAAAGUUGGAAAGAAUUGCUUUGACACCAGGAACACAUUUAGGUUAAUGAUGUUUGUCUCUGUUUUUGAAGGCGGAAUAUUUACUUGCUGAAGCUUGACGGUUAAAGUAAUAAUUUUUUCCUGAACAUCAGACUGCGAUUUUAUGUCCAACAGGAUUUUUGGUGAUGAAAUUAUGUCUCUGGGUUCCGCUGCCCUAAAAGGCCCUCCCUCAAUUGUUCUAACCAGAUUAAUCUGUCAGCUUCCGCAGACUGUACGUAUUUAUACCGCCCAGCUCAUUUUUUCCUUCUCUUGCUUUUUUGUCUAUAAACAUUGAAGUUAGUUUUCAAUCGUAAGAGCAUUCUCCCAUCACGGGAGACCGUUUUACCGCGUCCGGUCGGACGUUAGCAUCUCUUCCCUGUAAGGUGUCGCGUUGUCCUCCUGCUAGUGUACUGUCGCAGCCUGGGGUUGCUGCCCAUAGAACUCGUCCCCUGUCUGGUAAACCGCAUUUAUCUCUUAAAAUGACGGUCGCACUGCUCAACAGUGAAACGUGCUUUCCCUUCCCUUCAUGCUAUCUACUUUAACCGUUGUGCUGUUACAUCCUUAGCGGCAAAGGCCACCUCCAAGAUUCUCGAAUGGAAACUAAUCUGUUUUACGAUGCCUAUGUCCUAUUUUUAAGUAGAUGGUGUUUAGAGCAUGGAAAACCACAUAAUCAUCUGGUACGUAAUAAUCAGAAAACGGCAGUGAAUGUUCACCGCACUCCAGAUUUAUUCGACAUGCUUAGCACUCGGACUUUCUACACCGUUUCAUCCUUUUCGUUCAUUUUUCCGGUCUGGCAGUCCCCAAGUCGCCUGCUAAAGUGGUUAAUGAUGGACAGUCUCUGGCGAGUGAGGCAGGCCCUACCGAGUGCAAUCGGCCAUCCAGUCGCCAUGAUCUUGUGGCCCAGCUGGCCGACCCUCUGAACCUACGCAGCAACCGAGUUCGCUACCAGUCGUCAUCCGUUAUCUCCUGUACUCCCGCCAAGGAUACCCACUCCCUCGUUUCUCCCCUUGGAUCUGCCAAAACAGUCCCUCUGAGUGCUCGGACCGCGGGCAGGACCAGCGAAGAUCUGCAUUAUCUUCUGACUACCAGCCAGCUGAGCAACUCUGCCUCUAUUCUGGAUGCAACUUACGCCAGUGAUGUUAGUUGCCAGCGUCGGUGCCUCUCCACCGGCUUUUCGCCAAUGUUACUGAAUGCACGAGCCAGUGACAGUGGUGGUCUCAGCACAGUAACACCAACUGUGACGUCAAAGUCGCCGAACCCUAACCUCAGUCGGACACCUCUGGAGGCGUUGAAAUCGUCAUUUGGUGUGUACACUAAUGCUCCUUUAAUGUGUCUAAAUGGGGAUUAAAUGUGGCGGCUAUUGUGAUGUGGAAGUUUGAAGCUCAGUAUGUAACUCGCUUCUACGCGUUUUUUAUUAGUCCUUAUAUAUGAGUUGUCGGGCAUUCGCCUGGAGUCACUCCAAAUAGAAUUACCAGUCGAUUUCUCCCAAUAAUCAGACCUGACAAUGCUGCGUAUAAAGUCGGGUUUUUAGAGGCGAUGGAAGCGAUGUACUUCCCAGCUAAUUUGCCUACGAAAUUCAACACAAUAGUUGGCCUUUAGCGUGGCCUUGUGGCUUCGACGAAGAAAGCGUGACACGCCUCUAAACCAACACACCGCGCUAAGAACUGUGAGCUGGAAUGAAAUGGCUCCUUAUGACAACUAUCGUGGUUUCGAGGUGCAGGUUAUUGAAGUCUGGUCUGUGUAAAGUGGGGGGAUGACAAGCGUAGACACAUGCUUUAUGCCAGAUCAGCCACUGGAACCUCGCGUAUUCCCAAUUAGAUUGACUUCUUCCUGCUAUCCAAACACCAUGGUUUCGGAAAGUGAGAGGCCGAUGAUGUACAGAUCUCCCACACUCUGAUAGCCUAUCUGCCGCAGCGGACAAGGACUUCAAUAGCGCAUUGGUGGCUUAAUCGUGAUUGCGCUUUUUUGCGGGGAGACUUUCCCGGCAUCCAUCCUACUCUUCACACACCAACCCUAUUUUAAUGGCAGGACGGGGCUGAACUCACGUCUGCAUGUGUCACGCUAAUUUUGGCCCCUGCACACACAAACCAGAUUCCAGGGAGCGGUCCCGAUGAUAGUUGCAAUAGGGUCCAUAUUAAACAGAAGCCGUUGCAGCCUCCCCCGACUCGACAGGGAGGGGGGGGGAAGUUACCCCUUCAGUUGGAAAUCUUCGAGACCACGAUAUGCUUUGAGAUUAUUAUCACGAAGCUAUCAGGCGCUGGGUGACUUGACUGCCGUCCCCCUCCUUGUAUAUGGUGAAAACCCACUAAUUAUCUGUCGUAGGAUCAUGCCUACUGUUGACUUGAAAAUAAACGGUCAACAUAGGCUGAGAGUAAACGGUAUAUGCUUGAUUAUACUGUCAUCGACUUAAGUUUCCCAGUCAUUAGUUAUUUCUGCCAACUUUUAUGCAUACUACAGUAAUAAAUCGUGUAGACGUUUUGGGUGACCAACGAAUGUAUUUCAGUCACUUCCUCGUUCUGAUGCCAAAAUUCGUCAUCGGCUCGUACAGACAAACGUCCUUUCAGUUAUGACCUAAGUUACAUUCUCCGUUGUAAAUUAUGCACGUCAACGAUAGCGUGCCUCCACAUGGAUAUUUAAAGUCACUCUGGCAUGGACUCACGACCGUACCAUGGCUGCACGUUUAAAUGCCUGUCCUCUUCAGUCCUGAAGUUCACCUUUCUCCAUUUAUCUGUCCAGAACACUCUCCCCUGUAUCAUCGGAGCUCACCCAGUAUCACUACGGAAAGUGGCACGCCCGUUCAAAUCCGUCUGGAAAGAAGAAAACAUCGUGUGUUCGAGUUUUUCGUCACAGAACGCAACUACGUAAAUGUCCUGGAAUAUCUCACCCAAACGGCUUUUUCAGUGAGUCAAGGGACCGCUCUUCGCGCCCAGCCCCAAUUGCUAUCGGUUUUUUUUAACUGUUAGCCCCCCUCAUUCACUGCUCCCUCCUCACAAUUGUGCCCUUUAUUUACUUGCUUAUAAACUUCUGCUUUCUGCCCUAAAGGAGGUGGUUAAUGAAAACCAGGUUGGUGGUGCGAUUCUCCCGCGCGCAGAGGCCGAAAUAGUGUUUGGCAAACUCGUUCCCGUAUACAGUUUCCACAAACGCCUUCAGGAGUCAUUGGAGAUUCUGGAAGUUAAUUGGGACAAUGAAACUAGCCGGCUCGGAGGACUCCUGCUUCCACACGUUGAGGAAAUGGAUAGAGUGAGUGUUGAGUCUCGUAGACCUUCAGCGACACUGAUCCCCGAUGAAAUUUCGUCUAUUAUUGUGGUGACUUAUCAGUGGCUUUAUCUGUUUACCACUGGUUUGCUUGAGUAGUUUGUUUAAAUCCUUUCCUAUGUUCUACCUGCUCAGAAAAGCUACGGUUGUCUUUUUUUGCGAUCCUUUAUGACUAUUCACACCACCGCCAUUGAUGUCUUAUCCAGUUUCUCUGGUAUAUACGAUGUGGGGUCGGUUAGCAAGCCUGCCUGUUUUUUUUCAGUAAUGCAGAUUAUAACAGCGACAGUAGGUCCAUGCCAGGUCGUACUGACCGUGUAAAUAUGUCAACCUUUUCUAUUCCAGGUGUACUGCCACUACACACAGUUCUAUAGCGCCCCCCACCUGAAACAGCUCGGCGACCAAUACCCCCGUUUUCUGGCCUUCAUGCGACAAGUUGAACGUCGCAAGGAGUCCGGGCGCCAAAGCCUGUCAGAUCUUCUUAUUCGGCCCGUGCAACGACUGCCAUCGAUGCUUCUUCUCAUGCAGGGUGAGUAUUUUCCCUCUAACCAGACUGCAGCCGCUUAAAAUUACUUGCGGCACAUCUGUUUUGGCUUACAGGAUUGUGCCGGACAUUUGGUAAGGCCUUAUAAGAUAACGAGUAACAUUCACCAUGUCGUAAUUCUGCUGGCCAACGCCAAACCCAUCUCAGUAUGUCGUCUUUGUCAAGGCGCGUUCAAGGCUCGGAUUGCCUGUGCUGGACAUCUCGUAUGUGUACUUCGCACGGCUGUGAUUUUGCCCGACCUUGUUGACUUCGACGAUAUCUUCACGCGUCAAGAUGUGUUGUAACGGGUCUCGUGAGCCUGAACCACUCUCAUAUCCAGCUCUCGGACUGUAUUGAGGCUGCUUUUGAGUUGAGCUCUUCAACGCCUCCUGGUGGGCGACGGCACUGGGUGGAGAGUAACGAUACAAAACUCAUGGCGUGGACAGUGGAGAACAUGCUCAAUCGACAUCAGCCCUGUUUCUUGGAGAGCCUGAUAUGUCCUCGCGAUGUUAUCACGAAACGUCGAGACUGUCUCACUUGAGGUGGAACUACUCUACUUGAAGAAUGCUCGUCAGACUACACUAAUAAAACACCGGUUUUUGCUCAGUUUCUGCGAGCUCAGUACAGCACUGAAAAUCGCACAAGAGAACUUACCGGACAAAUGCCCAGUGGGUCUUUGUGAUGAUGGAGAUACCGCGUCGGGUCCAUAUUUGUAAGGGUUAUGACCUCCCUGUAAGUAACAUCGACUCAGGAGACAAUCUCGUCCUUUCUCUAUUCAUUUUGCCAACAACUUCACGAUAAACGAAUGCAAACGCUGUGGUGAAGCCAAAGCAAGGCGAUCGUAGGUGUCCGUUAGUCACUGCAGGUUUUAGUAAUCCUUCGUAGUACACCUAUAUCGUCUGUUGGACAUCAUGAAAUCUUUUACAAUGCCCACACGAUCCACCUACCCUCCGCAGAACAAAACAUCACCAGAAACACCUUUUAAGACGUCCCUUUCACUUACCACCAGACUGUACUGUUUCGACCAAUUCUGAUCAGACAUCCCCAGCCACAGUGGGGACCGCCGGCUCGAUUUGGAGUCCCGGUGAGCCACUUCGUCGAAUGUCCUACGUAAGUUGGCGAAGUUGUCCACGUUCAUCAGUUGAGUACCAUUGACGCAGAUGCGAGGAGCACUGUAUGCAGCGUUGGGAGGCGGUUGAUGCACGACCAACACUUUGUCCAUGUUAAUGGUCAUCCUGAAGUUGGCACAUCCGGCGGCGAAGAGGUCCAUGCCCCGUUCCAAGUCUACUUCGGUCAUGGUGUUGAGUGCGCAGUCCUCAGCGAAGAGCAGAUCGUGGAUAGUGGUCGUAGAUAGACGCAUUGAUGUCAUGCGCCGGCUGUUGAGAGGAUGGCCGUCAGUCCCGUAGGCGAGGCGGAUCUCGGGAUGUUCACCACAGUAGGCGUCCAUCAGCAUGACAGAAAACGUGAGAUUGAAGAGGAUGGAGGAGAGUACGCAGUCCCAAUUCACUCCGUCCAUUACUGCAAAUGCUUCUGAAACGACCCCGCUGUCCGUGACGAGCGCCAUCAUCCCAUCGUGGAGCUGACAUGACGUGUGCGUGAAUCGCUCGGAGCAGCCGAAUUUCUGCAUGAUUUUUCACAGUCCAUCGCGAUUCACCCCGUCGAAAGCUUCCGUCAAGCAGUAAUAUGCCUCUGGUUGUCACAAAGUUGCCGGUUACCUUUCCGCUUAUAGAGAUGGACGAUUGUCGCAUCCUUAAAGCCUGAGGAACUUGUCCUCGGAGCCACACCUUGGAGUAGCGUUGUGAGUUGAUCCAUCAGCCGGGGUCGCCGUGUUUGUAGACUUCGGCCGGAUCGCGGCACUUCACCGCUAGGAAGUUGGUGCAUGGUUCGGAUUGUUUCUUGGAGAGCAGGCGGCAGAUCCAGGUCGUUGGCGGCGUCGGAGAUUGUAGAUGGGCGACUACAAACACUUCUAAAGUGCUCGGUCAAGCGUUUCAGAAUCCGAAGUGUCGUCUCAUCGAAGCUGAAAUGCGGCGCGGUCUCUUUGUUUGGGGGCCUUAGAACACCUGGAGUGAUGCGAAGAAGCUCUUGGUUUCAUUGCUGCUGGCAUACUUCUGGAUUUCCACAGUCUCUCAAGUCGUCCAGGCGUCUUGGAUCUUCCUCAGCCGUCGCUGCACAAGGGGAUGAUAGCGGAAGAAGGCCGCCUUGUUUGCGUCGGUCCGAUGGUUCAUGUAGACCUUGUGCAGCCUGUGCUUUUCAACGAGUAGUUCGUCCAUACCCGCGUCGCUGUCGUCGAACCAGUCCUGAUGUUGACAACGUGCGCGUCCGAAAACGUUCAAAGCAGUCGAAUGAAUAGCAUUCCACAGAUGACACCACCGAGUCUCCGCGGUGAUGUCGUCCGUGGGCGUCAGUUCUUUCAGGUGCUGGCCUAAUUGGUUGCUAAAAUGUAAGCGGUAAGCAGACAAACUCACCAGAGCAGUGUUUAACUUACUGGGUGGUCACUUGUGGUCGGGACCUAAUCUUGGUGAUGAAGUGGUGAUCCGUCCAGCCGUCGGCGUCACAGAUUUCCUUGGUCACCAGAACGUCCUGUCGAUCUGGCCGCCGGGCGGGAACGUAUUCCAGCAGCUGCUGACACUACGAUCGGGGGUACCGAAGUAUCACACAUCAAUCGACUUCACAUCAUUCCAACACAUUCAGCCGCCACAUGAACCUUUUCAAUCGUUGACUUGCAAACUAGGCCACUAUCCCUGUAGUGAAGUUUGUUAACACACCGGUAAGGAUGGGGGGAUAGUUUGCUUACGUGCGUGCGUCCACAUGGCGCGAUAGGCUGAGGUCGUACGCUAUGCCCGUCCGAGAGGUUCAGACAAGCCGAUGAUUUACGGGAGAGGAGAGGGAGUGAGACACAUCUUGAGGCGCAUUCCUCGCACAAUACAGUCUGACAUAUUUACUCUUAACUCGAUCUGGUCUCCAAAAGGUACGAUUUCAAAGGUUUAACAGAUGUUUGUGAAUGCUCUUACCUAACAAGUGGGAACAGCUUAGGCAAACAGGAUCUAUUGAUCAUGUCUACUUCUCAUUUAACUGUGUAGCCGCUUUCAUCUCGUCAAGCUACGUCACCGUACCUCACUUUGGUGCUGUUGAACUUUCUACUCCGAGGUCGCCUCGUGUUUCCUACUGACUGUUGUGUUCCUCCUCGCCAGGCAUAAUGAAAUUCACACCCGCCUCCCACCCGGAUCACACGGAUAUCAGGAGCUUUGUCGAGAAAUUGGAAGGUGUGCUAAGCAACAUCGACGCCCGCUUGAAGAAAAACGACGAACUCAUAUCCCUUCUCACGCUUUAUCAUAAGAUUAACGGCGCUCCGGUGAGUUCCAAUACUUCUUUUCCUGGAUGCGUAAUCGUUAGAGAUACAUGGAAAUCUAAGAGUGUCAAUGGCCAGAUAGAUAAAAAAAGUUGUUUCACGUACGUGCACUGAGUUGGAUCGCGUUGCCAAAAUGGGACUCCGGUCUGAAAUUAUUCUAAAGAAACAAGUUAUAUGCUAGAGAUUAAUGACCACAUUUAAUAAGUCCUUUUUCAUCGCUGGGUGUAUUUAGAAAGACACGACAUGAUAGUUAGUUUUCAUGCGCUCUUUUGUUUUGGGUAUGUCCUCCAAGUGCGUAAAUGUCUCUGACGCUGGGUUAACGUAUGAGCAGUUGGCGCUUUGAAACUUACAGCAUGGUCGAUAAUAUUUGAACUUAUGUUUGACACAGUAUCCAAUAUAAAUUAGGUAUUGUCUCACUGGUUAAUGGUCUUGAACUAAUUGGGCCACGACGGUUAGACCUCUGGCCAAUAGAAGCGAAGAGACGAGUCCCAGGAAGCAGUCUUGAAGAAGAAGAAGACACGAUCGCCGGGACAAUAGCUUUAUUAGCCUGACGUUUCGGAUUCCUGCUCGAAUCCAUCAUCAGAGACAAAAAGCAGAUAAGGGUGGUUCUGUUAGACCUCUGCGAACAACGAUGUCCACCCGGUGACCAUCGACAUGGUAGGCUUAGGACGGCGACUUGUGCGCGGCUCAGUUUAUGGUGAUUGCAGACCUGCACAGCAUCUGCCGCACUCUGCUCCCUCGCCCUCUUGUGACCGGUGGCAAGACUGAAUGAGGACGAACAGAGACGAGCUCUGGCACAGUGGCUGACAUCCAAACAACCCCUCUAUACGUGUAACACAUGACCUUGUUUCCUCACAGUACAUCAGUUCUUUUGCGGAACGGGAGUAACUCGAACUCCUUUUGAGUGGGAUGCCAUAGAGACCACAUUCAAAAGGAACAGUUGCAGCCUCACACCACUUUGGGGAGGGCCGACUUACACAGUCAUUUGACGGUCUUCCAGACCACGACUUUUGGCGCGUUGUGAUAGAUCCAAGCCGUCAGAUUUUUUACUGUUGGAGAAAGCGCUAAAAUGCCAUGACGGUGGAUACCCAGAGUCGUCCUCAUUCUCUUUUCCCACUCUCAUGCACCAGUCCACCGUUGGAGUCAGUCCGUCAUCUGGUGCUGGGAUUGGGCGCAGUAACUGGCGCGGAGCGAGCCUGCGCCUAGGUGCGCCACCACACCUCCAUGUAUGGCACUUGUUAUGGGAUGCACGGUCCGGUUAACGCGUACCCUGCCACAGUCUAGUCCUCCUUUUGGUCCGGGGCAUCUGCAGCGCGGCCCGUUGCGAGAGCCACCCGGCGAACAGCCUCGAACCGAAACCCACGGUAGCCGAUCCUCUCGACUGGUACCCAUUUGUUCUGAUACCUUCCCCUAGUUAUGGGUUUCGUGGUUGUGAUCGCGAUCUGUUUUGGUCAGACUAUUGUAGGUUCUUAGCAGAUUUGAUUUUCUGAAUUUGAACUCACAACUAUGAUCGCGUAACAGAUUUAAAGUCAGUACAAAUGACCAUUCAUACGCGGAUUCUGCUUUAAAGCAGCUUGGACCCGAGCUCAAGAGAUGGGCUUUGGACUUCAGCGACGCCUGCGCGCGGUAACCGGUUUGCUUGUAGCUGUUUAGGCUGCCACUCAAUUUAUGAUGCAUAGAUGUUGUGUGCAUUUGUUGUUAAUUACUGGCGUUGAUUCCUACGCGGAAACCGCCUUCGUACUUUCGCCCGUAUACACCUUUUCGUGGUCUCAUGAGUGGAAUUUCGUGACACACAAUCCGUGUACAUUGCCCUCCUUUACCUAAAUGGUACCAAUAUCUUAGGUGCAAUAGGCGAGUAACUGCGCUACAGGCAAAGUCGGGAGGAGAUCUGCGAGUCACAAGGCUGUUCUAGCGAAUUCUUGGGCGGAGGGGAGCAUAAGAAAGUGUAACCACCUACCCUGCAUGCGAGGUUCGUUUUAUUCAGUUUCUAGAUCAGCACGCUAUCUGUCACUCUGAUCAGGCUAUCCUGCGUGCUGUAAGAGGAUGUAGAACAUUAUCAACCUUAAGGCAUUUCAGAAGACGAGUUGGCGAGCAUACGUUGCAAUCGAUAAAUUCUCAGGCUAGUACAAUUAUAUGGGAACGGAGUACAGUCAAACAUGUCAGUGACUGUACACCGUUCCCAUAUAAUUGUACUGGCCUGAGAAUUUAUCGAAAGCAACGUAUGCUCGCCAACCGGUCUUUCGAAUACUGCUAUGGGAAUUUUCCCACUUUUUCAAUCUUUCCAGUUUGCGCAAAAAUCAGUAGGCUUUGCUCCCAACUACCGUCUCCAACCUUAUCUUGCGAUUGCUUCCGUUGUUUUAGCCGGAGAUGCUCUCAUCUUCACGUAGCCUUAUCAGCAGCCUCAACGUCUUCCAGCUAAGUCUGAACGCCGCGGGACAGCCCUGUUUGGAGCCGGUCACCCUAUUCCUCCUCACAGAUUCCCUGGAGGUUGCUCGCCCCAAAAAGCGUCAUACUGGCGAGCCCAUGGCUCAUGCCAUACAGGCCGCUGUGGACGCCAUACAAGGUAGUAGGAAUAUUUGGAGAAUAUGGAAAACAGACUCAAACCUUCCUGUGAACAUUCUCAUUAUUCGUUCGACUUCCCCUUUUGGGGCUAACCUUAUUAAACGUCCUUUUUACAUGCCCCUUUGUAAGUCGUCUCCUUCGCCCAUUUGUCCUCUUAUUCUCUCCGGAUUUUUUUAUUCUACUCUACAUUCCCUUCAUCCUUCUUCCUUAGUUUGCUUCACCUUUGACAAGUGUAGAUAACCUGGUUCACUUACAACUACAUCGUUCUCAUCUGUUUACUUUUCACACCGUUGUCUUAAGUAUUGUGUUGACUCCUUGUACCCGCGUUACGCCGACAUAGCACCCGUUUCUUAACCUUCUUAAAAUUUCCUAUUCUUCCUGGGAGUCAUUUCAUUCAUAUUUUCUUAUCACGCCUACCUUUUUCAAAUGGGCCCUAUAAACGCUCAAGCUAGUUGGCGACCCAGUUAGUAAAGUUCUCUCGUCUCUUUGUCCCCCGCUAUGUACAGAACUGAAGUAGCCCCCCCACCUCUUCCUGGUCUACGCCACUUUGCCGUAUAAUAACUUUCAAAUUUCGAGACCUUUUAUUUAGCCUCUCCUCUCGUCUUCUUGGUCGAAUGAUGUCCUGGCGUGGACUUCGUUAACUCAUUCACUCCAUCUUUCGUGUAGGUGAAUCGCACGAACCUGGUGGCCACGAGGACACCUCGCACGCACGAGCCGCCACAGAGGAGUGCACCGGUGGCGGGGACCACGUGAGCACUAGUGUCACUCGAACCGGAUCCGGCGCCUCAAAUUCUACCGCCGGCUUUGGUCGUGGUGACGGCAAAAGACGGUACCUCUUCAGUCAUCUGUUCAUGCUGAAGUUGCAGGACAUUAAGCGGGUAGGCGGUCUUUUUGUUCUUUCCAUUAAAAGUAAUUAACUAUUGCAGCUCCUACCAGUAAGAUUCAACUUCAUCCAAGAUAUGACUAUCUGGUUCUUCAUCCUCGAGCACUGGGCCCGUCGAAGCGAAGAGACGAGUCCCAGGAAAUAGUCUUGAAGGAGACACGAUCGCUGGGACAAGAGCAUUUUUAGCCUGGCGUUUCGAAUUCCUGCUCGAACCCAUCAUCAGAGACAAUGGCAGAUAGGUGCGAACGGUCUGCUAUUGUCUCUGAUGAUGGAUUCGAGCAGGAAUCCGAAACGUCAGGCUAAUAAAGCUCCUGUCCCAGCGGUCGUGUCUCCUUCAAGACUGGACCCUUCGUUAUGUACUACGCAUCCCCUCCGUAUCCUAUAUUUUUGUUGUCGCUUUUCUCGUGCCCGCGGCGGCCAUUUCUGGAUGCUCAUCUGCGUUUGAUGCUUCUCAAUUUUGGCAGUCUGAGUUUACAGUCUUGAUUUUCUGACUCCGUCUACCGUCAAGUACCCCUUGUUGUCAGAAGAUACAGCGAGUAUAAACCGUUUGACCUUCGCCCUAUGGAUUUACAUCUAGUUUUCAGUUAUGCUCCCUUACGCAACCGGGGGAUCGGCGCUGUCAGAGGAUUGUGCUUCAAACGAACUCUGCCCCCUGUUGUAGGCCAUUCGGCAAACAUUGUCGAACUCGACGGUCAAACUGUCGAGUAAGCAUGCACAUAACAAAUCGAAACAUAUAGUGAGAGCAUCUGGCAGAAAAUUUCGUGAUGGAAUAAAGACGGUAUCAUUUCCUUUUGAUUCCUACGGUUUCCUCUAAAAUUAGUUUCCGGUCUAGCAGUUAAGAAAUAAAACCGAGCUUAUCUGCUCCGGCUGGCAUUUUUAUACAGCCAUUCUGGCUGAACUCCGUAAGUCAUUAAACUCACGUCUCUCGGUGGGGUCUCGUAGCUCGGGUGGCUAGAGCGGCGGCUGUACUAAAACCUCCCCCUUGCUGUCGUGGGUUCAAAUCCCACCGAGGCGCCAGUCCGAAAUAGAUGUUGUAAAUCCACUUUCAAGUUGUGAAACGAGAAAUGUGGGCCGAUCACGACGUCAUCACCUCAAUAACCGCCUGCUAUUUGGCACUGUCGUUAGCCAGCUGACCGCUACUCCGUUCUUUUCUUCACUUACUGUAACGGCCCAGUCCUUGGUCAACCGCGUAAAUAGGUGUUACAAGGCCGAUAUUAAGUGAUUCUCGACUUUCUUGAAACUAUCACGAUGCGAUAAAUGUCGUGCUUUGGAGUGGUGCCAGUUAAAGGAGUAGCAUACGUGAGAUCCAAUGCUUCUUUUGCUCGGAGCAUGGCUCAUGUGGAGUUAAGGAGCGGAUAAUGUGCGGCACAGGUAGACGGACUUUUUACCGUCCAGGCUCUCACUGCAUCCACACCUUCUGUCGGUCGUCUUGACCUUGUCUUGCCAUCUGUUUGCGACGGCGAGGCUAUUGUUUACGUGAGAAUUGUCGUUAGAUCUUAUCCUAAAAAUAUUGUCAAUUCUAGCCACUCCUUUACCUCCGCCCAUCCUCGUCGACUUGUAUAUUUCUCCGACAGAAGCGCCCGGGCCUCUUGCAUUUGGUCUCAACUAGUAUUUGCCGUACUUGACGCACAACUUUUUCAAAAAUUUGUAGGUACUGAAUUUGAGCACCCAGUCACCAGAACGCGCUGCAUUUUCGCUGAUUGUCCGCGGCUCCUCAGAACUGAACGAUCAUGUCUACACCUUCUGCCUGGCCGCUAGUUUUACCGCCACCGCUGCCGUCGCCUCGGGUCGCUGUCCGGAGGCCCUGGAGUCUGUCGUAGCUACUGCCACGGCCUCAGUUACCAAUCAACCGGUCUUACGUCAUGGCUCCGUUAAGGAGGGCCAGUCGUCCACAACGGUGGCAUCUGAUCACGCUCGCUCUGCUAGCGUUAACAACGUAUCCUGGUCUCCUCAGUCAGCGGCGUCGCAGCCGGCAGCUGCAGCUGCCUCCGUCCUGGAGGAUGAUGUCAUUGACGAGGCGCUUGUGGUGAGCAAUCCAGCCGUAGCCACUCUGCAGCAUUGUGUGAGUGAAGCGAAGGCAUCCUUCCUGCGCCGGCUCUGUCACCACAUUGUGCAAGUGUCCUGCCUGGUCAAUAAUCCCGACGAACUCCUCACCGACAUUCCGCCAGAUGAGUUGCUAGACUUUGACCUCGAGACGGUCUUCACUCUGGCCAACGUCUCUCUCAAGUCCAAGAAGUAAGUUCGCUGGAGUAAUCUUGUUAAGUAUGCCAGUGCUUAUUUUGAGGGCACAUCAUCUAGGGGUCAGGUAAAUAGUUCUCAUGCCCUGUGGCCGUUGACUCAUUACGCUGGGCGCCGCUUCACCCAGAAACGAAUUUAUUGCCACAGACAGAAAAUGCAAAAGUCACCUGGCCGACUAUGAGUUUCCACUUUCCCUCUUAUAGAAAUAGCGUUGUUUCGAGUCACUGGUAAUGCCAAUUCCCAGAGUUGGGAAACGAGUGUCCAGAUAGAUAGAUAGGCACGAUGGAUGACUUAAUUUUCCCGAAAUUUAGUAGAUGAAUGGCCAAAGUCACUUAGACCGCAAGGUUGACGUUUAAAAAGGACGGCUACUGAGGGACUCCGCCUUCGUCAUCUUCAUCCCGCAUCCAUUGUUUGCUGUUGACCACCAUGAAUACGGUUUAAACUUACACUCUGACACUACCAAAACCCCUGCGCAUCUGAUUAAAGUUAUUAUGAUAGGACUGGUAAGCAGCCAUUUUCGGUCUUCUCACGUCCUCCCGAAACGUGGUACGGCGGCUUUGCGUGAGACUUGACUCAUGAACUGUUUUCUAUUUCCCAUGUUUCCUUAAGAGGAUUUUAUCAACAGACACCAUACUAUCUUCGUUACUACGGGCGUGCCGCUUAUCCACAUUAACUCCGUAGUUAGUUUAUUCCGUUACAUAUCUUACAGAUCCUAGUUUAUGACUCUCGCUUACGCUUGUUCUGACUCUUUCUGAACUAGAUUUUCUCGCCAACUUGGUCGGGCAAUCUCCAUGAAGACACCUCGUCGCAUCGCCGCCGCCUGGAGUGGUAGCGGUCAUCCUGCUGGCCGGAGCACUGCCCUCUCGGUUGAUCGCAUCGGCACCUCAAAGGGCUCCAAUACGAUGGCAACAGUUAAGCCCUAUGCAUCACGCCCGGAGGCAGAAAUAAGUGUAAGUGAUACCCAUACAUGCAAUUCCACAGACAACAAGGCAGCCUUGACGGUGCACCUCUUCUUUCCAAUCCGUCUCUCCUAGGAUCCGUUGGUGGCACUUUCCAUUGGCUAACUUCCGACGUCUUUAACUUCCGUUGGCGUCUCGACACUGUUCCGUGCCUAGGGUGGGAUAGUCACUUUGUGAUACAGCGGCUUUGCGUGAGACUUUACUCAUGAACUGGAGUGUCUGCCCCAACGCAGUGAAGUUGCGUCUAGAUUUUUCGAUCACCAACGGGGAACCAAUCGCACCGUGGCACAUGGAGACUUUCUGUCAGGUGGACAAUUACGCCCAGUUUGAUCUCCAAUCCCGGCGUUGUCCCGCUUAAGCGCUAAAUGUGAUUGGCCGAUGCUGCAUGAGCCUCCUUCGCUGGACUUUCAUCCGUCACAAGUGACGACGACCAUGGAUACUGUAAUGGUGACCCCUGCGCUAAUUGGUUGACAGCGAAAAAAGUACACAGUAUCCAUUCCACGCCUCCAUGUGGGCGUACAUGCUGACCGGAUCAAGCACACGAAAUAAUCUUUAAAAAUAGUUUCGGAGCUGACAUAGAUGAGUUAGCUAUCGGGGCCACGGCAGCAGAGACGGAGCGAAGCAGUUGGCAGCCUCCCACUCCACGACUUUUUGCAUAUUGUGACAGCCUGUAAACGUGUCAGUUUUGUCAACCUGGGAGUAGUGUCCGUCAGCUCCUUCUUGGAUCGGCCUUGCUCGCCUUCUCUUCCGCCAUGGUAAUAAUGGGAAAUUUGAGUCAGGGCUUUUAGGGGCGAAACUGGGCUCAGGGGCUGACAUGACGUAAAGCCCCCCACCCAACUUGCUACACAUCAUGUCACCUGCUUGGGCAACAGGUGAAAACAGUUCACCAGACGCGCGUUACAGAACCUGUGACUUCAUUUUUCACCUUACGUCACAACACAGCCUGUUUUUAGGCCAAUGUCAUAUGAUCCCCCCUGUAAUCUUGUUGACAGGCAAGUUAUCGUUCUAUUGGGCAUCCGCUCGCAUAAACUUGUUUUGUGCAGACGUACGACGCACUGUGCUGUAACACUCUACCUUUGCGGUCCUACUUCUCAAAGACUAGACUGCUAUUUAUUGCCUGAGCGCUUUCAAAAUCCAGCGUUAAAAGCGGGUCCUUAUGGCGCCGGAGUGACUGAGAAAGAUGUCUGUAAAUGUGCCCUCAACCAUUGGCAAGCCUUAGACUCAUGGUCGUAGUUUGUGGCUAUUCCGCGUGCCACAAUUCGCGCCAGAUUUGACUGGAAGUCCUUCAAAUUUCUCUAGCCACUAGGGAAGGCUUGGUUAAAACACCACCGUCUUUCCACUCGACAGGCUCAGAGGUGGAGGCCGAAGAAUUUAUUGAUGUUCACGUAUUUGUUUCUAAGGAAAUUAAAGAGCUUAAUAUACCACUUUUUGAUUGGCAUCAGCAGUCGUACAUUCCUCUGCCAUUUCCAUUCUCUUUCGCAGCUCAAUCAAGAGACCUCAAAGGCUCCCUCAACACCCUUACUAUCUGCAAAAUUGAAUGCCGAGGUAGAAUCGAUGGUUACACCCGAGGCUGGUGGGGUUACCGAUCCUCUGACUGCGCAGCCUUCAUCUCCUCCCUGUUCGUCCUCCUCCACACCGCUGGAGAGACAGCCCACAUCCGACACUUUUCUUCAACCGAUUGCACCGCCGCCGCUACCACCACAACCAACCGUUAGGCCGACUCGUGGUCCUGAUGAACUCUGGUUAGAACGUGAGGUUACUGAGUUCGCCUCAGACGCUGAGGACGAUGCGGAUGACGGUGGAGAUGCAGAUGACUUUGACCUCGUCUCCCUUGACUCUUCUUCCAACAUGGGUCCGUGGCCUGCCUUCCUGCCCAGACCACUGUCCCAGCGUCCAGCCAGAUUGGGCACUGUUGGUACGCCCUCCACAUCCUCCCUGCGUUCCACCUAUUCUUUGGAUCCGCAUGCAAUUAGCGGCAAGCAGGAACACCAGGGCGCAUCAGCCAUCCGCUCCAGGUGUAAUCGACCCUCCGUUGGUGGCGGACUUGGAGGUGAUGGUGCCACACGGAAAAGCAUUUGUCGUUCCAUGCUAGAUGGACUGCGCACCCUACGACGCUCCCUAGCUGAUCCGAAGCUGACAGGCGGCGCAGAGGCUGGACUCAUGCGUGGCCGGAAAUCCGUUUCUGGUCAUGAUCUCGCCAGUCGACCUCGAGCCCCUAUCGCGGAGACGGAGGGCAAUUCGCUAGGUGAGGACAACAGCAAGAAGUCGAAGACCGGUAAUUGGCUACUGGCUCGUCAUCGCCUUCCGAGACUGGGUUCGGUUGAUGCUCGCCGGGCUGGCCAUUCUUUUGGUGUGUCGACACCCACUUUGGACAAGGUAUUGCGCUCCCUUGCUAACUCCUUAGUUUGCAAUUUUGCUUGCCUAUCUACUUAGCUGUGGACUGUCUGUGCUAAGUCGGUUCCCCGAACAAGCUACUAUUUCGAUGACUACGACAGUUUGAUAACAAUUCCCAUUUGACACCGUCGUAUCGGGAGCUAACAGACAAUUGCUUUCGAACGAGGAAAAUACCAAGGACAGUGUUGGAGGCAAUUCAUGGAAAACGUAUAAUACUCACGGCGACACCGUGAUUAAGGCACUUCUAAAAACCCUUGCAGUAUAAAAUUUUGGAUGACAACAAGAGGUUCAGCAACUGUCUGCAACGGAUUAACUACAGAAGUACUUCGAAGCCUUCGACGGGUGGAACCUGUGCGAACCUACGCAGUCGACCACCCCUCACCAGUUAUUACUGGUAUGUGAUACUGACUAGCCGCACUCCACUGCCCUGCUAGCGCAACGUCAUGAUGGUCUACGGAGUGUAGUACCGUGAAUGAUUAAAGUGUUUAGAUUAAUAUCUUUCCUUGUUGACUGCGAAAAUCUGGCCGACAGCGAGAAUAGUUAGUGACCGCAGACAAACACACCACUAGGUCAGUAACUGUCAGCCGCAAAAAGUGGACCGUUUCAAAUAUCUCCGGCACAGUUGGUGCCAAUGGGUAUGUGAGUAAGGACGACACAGUCACCCAAGUCGAUGUUACCCUUGGGGAUUUCACCAGCCAUUGACCGUCGUCUGGGCACCCCUCACGAUAUGGCAAUGGCCACGGGGAUCCCCAUAUGACGGUCCAACUGUCGUGCCUGGCGUUGUCCACCGUGUGCUCCACAGCUAGGUGAGGCAGGUACGGUGACUUGCGCGUGAAUUAGUUUACGGUGAGAGUAGACUUGCGCAGCAUCUACCACACUCUCCACCCCCACCUGGGCCCGAUGUCAAGGCGUAAUCAAGAUGACCAGAGGCGGGAGAGGGCGUAGGUGGCUGGACCCGCACCACACUCCCUGGUCCACAACAAGCACUUGACCAGGAUCGUAACCAGCAGCAACACAAUAAGUCAGAAAGACGGGGAUGACUGGACCUGUAUACUCGGCGGGAGCCAAAUAAAUGCCAGCACACAAACUAGGCCGCGAGAGCCAAGGUUUCCUAAGUAAUGGCAUAGCGGACGCAGACAGUUCUCAAGACUGGGGUUGAGCGCGCGUACAGUACAGGUUAGAACUAGGGAUAUCUGACCAGCGGCGCCUGAAAACGCUCCACCGAGGAAGGACUCGCCUGGCACCUCGUUGAACGAAGCAGUCCGCACUCGUUAGAGUUGCAUCGCCGACUAAGGUCGUAUUGGCGCGUUCUUCGUCGUCCACCGCUCAGUUUAAAUUUUGCGACUGCCGAAGCAACACGUAUUAUAAUUUUGAUUUCGGUCGUUCACACUCAGGUCUUCGAAAAUAACCAGCGCGUGCCUCUUGUUUACGCGAAUCAACCAUUCCUGCUUUGUGACGUUAAUUCCUCUUCCUCUUACCCUACUCUAGCUUAGGUCCCUAAUUCAACGCAGCCAACGGUCCCACGCAUCCGCGAUAAUUCCUAGUCCUAUAAAAUGCCAGUCAAUUUCCCUCCAGCUACGCACCUUUCCACGUACAGUAAUACCCUGAAAUUCGCGGCGGUUGCCUUCUUAGACCCCACGUACGCCUGUUAUCCGCCCACGUCUUUUCUGAGACGAACUCUCAUGGGCUCAUUUUCUGUGAGACGCUGAAUGCUACGCGAGUUUUAAGUGUUAGGUUCCAGGGAAAGGAAUAUGUAAAUUCAUAAAGCCGUAAGUUCAGACGUGCGAAUUUUCGGGGUAUUGCCAAGACGAAGUUAUUUAAUCCAUCUUUAAUGAUGCUACUACAUUCCAGAAAGUAGCAAGACUGCGUAAAUCACUUUUGAUCACAUUGUUUCUGCUUUUUGUAUUGUCCGCCGAGUCUAGAAAUGUAGUGGAGUUAAUCGUACUAGAAAUAUCCACCGCUCAGUAUCAGAAUGCGUACAUCCUUGAAGGACUGUUUAGCACUGAGUGAUUCAGAGUAACGAAUGCAUAACGACCCAAAAUAACUGGUGAGUCACCUUAAAGAAUGAUUUUCGGAAGCGUCUGAAAGUGGAGUUUCUCAACAAAUUAAUCUAGUCGGUAGCAAAGUUGUGCGGUUUCCCAGGGAAAGCAGUAAGUUUACAGAACAAAUAAAUGUCUUCCAGGGUCACAAGCACAUUUUCGCGUGAGAUUAAUUGCCUAAGUGUAGUUUUCAUACCGUGCGCAUCCACGUCGAUUCUUGCCGUUUCAUUUGGGAAGAAAUAAUUUUUUUCCACUUAGUAGGAAAACUGCAAAAACAGGGUGCUUACUGGGGUGAAACCGUCGUUUCACAGAUGAUUUCAGUCAGGUAUACAAGUAUUUCCUAGCGUAUUUUUGUCAACGGCGCUUGUUCCGAGUCCAAAAGGCGACCUGCACAAAUAUGCAGUUUGAUCAACCAAGGACCAACAUUAGCUUCUCUAUUUCAGUAGCGUCACUACAACGUUCUUAUUUGCUUGCCUUCUACUAACAACUGUGAAAAACUCGGUACCUCAAUAGGAUUCGAGCCCACGAUAGCAAAGGAAGGCUUCAGCACAGCCAACGCACUAGUCAUCCGAGCUUCGGGGCCCCACCGGGAUACGCGAGUUUAAUCACAUUUGGGUCAAAUUACCCUCCCAACCUACUGCAAAACCUGGAAUCCAUCAAAUCUGAUACAGUAAUCUGACUGAGCAAACAGGAUUUCCUGAGUGCUCCACGUAUAAUCCACCACAUUACUCUCGCCCUCACGCUAUUUAACGAUUUUUGACAGGUUUUGAAUAACUCUUUGACCCAACUGUUGUUGUUCAUUCGCCAGUCUGUGUCUGAGUGCAAUUUGUCAGCCAAAACCGGAGCUCGAAACCUCUCAACCACCAGUACCACCUCGCUGAAGAACCUCUUCUCUCCAUUCCGAGUACCAAAUGGCCCUAUGCCCCUAAUUCGACAGUCUACGGCUCUGCCCGGCAACUGCAUGCCCUCAAACGUCUACCACCACCGGACCGAGGUGUUGGGUUGUGCUGGCAACGGCAACCAGGAUGACUCUGCAUCCUCCCACAGCAUCGGUAGUUGGAAUAGUCUCAUGACCCUUGAUGAAGAGGAAGCUGAGGAGGAUGAGGACUGCCCGUCAGCCCGCCGUCGACGUGGCGGUCAUCUCUCCAAGACGCCCGUAGAAACUUGCAGUCUCAUUCUACCACCAAGUUCAUCUGGCCACAAGAAACACUCCCUCGGCUCCCGGGUUCGCGGCAGAGGCAGUAAGUCGUCAAAGAAGCGUGGUGGAGUCUUCCUCUUGGGUAGCGCCAUUUUUCAUAAAUCCGCUCAGUCGGAAGGACAGCAGACGGACUUUGCGUCACGCCGUGAGAGUUUCUUCAAGCGUGGAUUUCUGCGCAAGUGA
Spirometra erinaceieuropaei is the source of this 23864-nucleotide messenger RNA. Lineage: Eukaryota; Metazoa; Platyhelminthes; Cestoda; Diphyllobothriidea; Diphyllobothriidae. The record is from the annotation of a GenBank genome assembly.